Messenger RNA from Trichoderma citrinoviride, 1248 nucleotides. Its product is annotated as SIS domain-containing protein. The transcript has a single exon. Bases 1 to 1248 code for a protein of 415 amino acids. The record is from RefSeq and is a predicted model, not a curated record. Gene Ontology annotation, molecular function: carbohydrate derivative binding. Lineage: Eukaryota; Fungi; Ascomycota; Sordariomycetes; Hypocreales; Hypocreaceae. Gene Ontology annotation, biological process: carbohydrate derivative metabolic process.
AUGAUUGAUCUACGACACGGCGAUCACAGGCCAAUCCAGACGAGUGCUGUGAUUGUGCUGAGCGCGUCAAAAUGCUCGUCAAUCCCGCCUCCCUCUCCGCCUACUCCAUCAGCCUCCCCGUCGGCCAAUGAGAUUGGCGACCCCGUCGAUGGCUUCAGCCUCGACAAAGACUCUGUUCGAGAGCAGGCCAUGAUGGAUAGGAGACUUCACAGCGGCAUCCACGUGCUCAACGUCGAGGCGGCCGCGUUGGCAAACCUCACGAAGCUGUACGAGGUUGACGCGGUUGCCCGGAACGGCUUCAAUGCCUCUAUCAAGGCCAUCACUCGGUUGGCCAAAACCAAGGGCAAGCUGGUCAUCAUGGGAGUGGGCAAAUCCGGCCACAUUGGAAAGAAGCUCGUCGCUACGUUUCAGAGCUUGGCCAUUCGCUCCGUUUUCCUUCAUCCAACCGAAGCCCUACACGGAGAUCUGGGCAUCGUGGGCCCGGAGGAUACACUCUUGUUUAUCACUUAUUCCGGAAAGACGCAGGAGCUUCUCCUCACAUUACCUCACCUGGAUGAGCGGCUCCCGACCAUUCUCCUCACCUCGCACAUGAGACACGAAACCUGCGAGUUUAUCAAGCACCGGCCCAGCACGAUACUGCUGCCAGCGCCCAUCAUCGAGCCCGAAAAGGUAUCGUUUGGGGUUUCGGCUCCCUCAGCAUCGACCACCGUUGCCCUUGCGCUGGGGGAUGCGCUGGCACUGACGGCCGCCCACGAGCUUCACGCCUGUGUCUCGACAAUGUUUGCCAAAAACCAUCCCGGCGGCGCCAUUGGUGCUGCGGUGGCGAUGGCCGCCCGGGGUCCGACGACCCUGGGUCACAUCCUCGUCCCAUGGGACGACGUUGACGAUGCAAGUGAGCUGAGCAGCGAAGAUCUCGCGCUGAGUUUGCUUCGGACAGCGUACAAGUCCAAGACGGGCUGGGUCCGAGUCGGCGACCAGAUCGCCGUCCCGAGCAGGAUUCGAUCCUUGAGUGACGCAGACAUGGUGAGACCAAUCAAGGACGUCACGGGCCUCGUCGUGUCCCGUCACCAGAUGCUGGCCAUGUCGUCCGAGACGACGGUCCGCCAGGCGCGGCAGAUCUUGCAGGACAUGCAGUCGCAGAUUGUCGACGAGCAGGACCAGGCAGCGUCCAUCAUUGCCGUUACCAACAACGGGAGCAUCAUUGGCGUUUUGGAGGCUGAGCGAGUACUUGAACACCAGGAGGCGUGA